AUGUUCCUCACCGUCAAGCUGCUCCUGGGCCGGAGAUGCAGCGUGAAGGUGACAGGGCAGGAGAGCGUGGCCACGCUGAAGAAGUUAGUGUCCAAGAGGCUGCAGGUGCCAGAGGAACAACAGCACUUGCUCUUCCGAGGCCAGAUUCUGGCCGACGACAAGCUUCUCUCUGACUAUGGCAUCGGGCCCAAUGCCGCCAUCAAUGUCAUCAUGCGGCCCUCGGAGAAGCCGGCGCCCGCCCCGGCCGGCCAGCGGCAGUCCCUGUGGCCCUGCCUGGACCAGGUCCUAGCCAAGCACUUCAGCCCGCAGGACGCCAAGGCCGUGCUGCAGCUGCUGCGGCAGGAGCAUGAGGCGCGCCUGCAGAGGAUAAGCCUGGGUGACCUAGAGCAGCUGGCCCACUUCCUCCUGACCGAGGAGCCGCUGGGGGACCCCGCGGGGGGCAGAGAGGCUGCGGCCGAGGCCUCGGAGCCCCCCGAGGAGGAGAAGACCGAUCAGUAA
Condylura cristata (star-nosed mole) is the source of this 498-nucleotide messenger RNA. It is a transcript of the gene UBL4B, whose product is annotated as ubiquitin-like 4B. The transcript has a single exon. NCBI's taxonomy places the organism in Eukaryota, Metazoa, Chordata, Mammalia, Eulipotyphla, Talpidae. The record is from RefSeq and is a predicted model, not a curated record. The coding region runs from base 1 to 498 and encodes 165 amino acids. Gene Ontology annotation, molecular function: protein binding.